GCGGCGGCUGAAGGGCAGCGGCGGCGAUGGGCGCUGCGGGCUGAUUGGUAAAGAUGGAAAGAGGAAGAGGAGGAGGAGGAGGAAGGAACCUGGGAGGCUCUGGCCUGCAUAGGAACAUUUAUUCCCAGUCUCAACAGCAGUACCACUACCCGGCCUCCUCCCAGGGGAGCUGCAUGGAGAUCCAGGAGCUGGCCUCCAAGAGGGUGGACAUCCAGAAGAAGCGGUUUUAUCUGGAUGUGAAACAGAGCUCCCGCGGCCGCUUCCUGAAGAUCGCCGAGGUCUGGAUAGGAAGGGGCAGACAGGACAACAUCAGGAAGAGCAAGCUGACCCUCUCCUUGUCCGUGGCUGCCGAGCUGAAGGACUGCCUGGGGGACUUCAUCGAGCACUACGCCCACCUGGGCCUGAAGGGCGGCCACGGCCACCGGCACGAGCACAGCAAUGACAAGGAGCAGCAUCCCCGGAGGCGGCCGCAGCACCCGCCGCCUUCGCCCCCCGCGUCCGUGGGCUCCGAAGAGCCGCCUCACAGCGUCCUCAAAACGGAGUACAUCGAGAGGGACAACAGGAAGUACUACCUGGACCUGAAGGAGAACCAGCGCGGGCGCUUCUUGCGGAUUAGGCAGACCAUGAGCAGGGGACCUGGCAUGAUGGGUUACUUUGGCCACAGCUUGGGACAGGAGCAGACGAUUGUCCUCCCGGCGCAAGGGAUGAUCGAGUUCAGGGAUGCUUUGGUCCAGCUGAUUGAAGAAUACGGCGAAGGGGACAUAGAGGAUCGCCGGGGGGUAGGCGACGAGCCCCCGGAGCUCCCCGAGGGCACCUCCUUCCGAGUGGACAACAAGCGCUUCUACUUCGACGUGGGAUCCAACAGGUACGGCAUCUUCCUGAAGUCCUGUACUGACUCCGGUUGCUGCAGUGGGAGCCACCGGGACCAGAGACCACCAGAGCCUGCCCACGAGACCUGGGUCAAAGUGGCAGCAGACACCUGAGCUAGGCAAGGGACCGCCACCCACAGGUAUUGUGUAUCCCAUUAUAACUCAGAGGGAAGGUGUCCACAGCUUUAUCCUGGAUAAACCACAGGAGCCCAGCUCUUUCAUCCUUCCUUGUCUGCCUCUUGGACUUUCACCUCUCGCCUGCUGCAUCCACUCCGGAUACAGGCACGUCUGUCCUGGGAUCAGCGUGUGCCAGCACGCAGUGUGCACGUAAUCCUGCUGCAUCCCGGCCUCCUCUCCAUAGCAGCAUUUAUUGCUGGUGUCAGCACAGUCAUCCCUCAGCGCUGCCAGGGGUAACCCUUGGAGCUAGCCACUGAUAAGUUCCUUCUAGCUGUCUUACUGAAAAAAAAAAGAAAUAAAAAAGAGGAGGAGGGAGGUGCUGUAGUCGCCUGAUGAACAUUUUCAUGGAUGUUGCCAGCUUUUUACUGUGGGUUACCUUGGUGAAGGCAUAUUACAGAGACUUUUCUUUUAAAAAGAGCUUAAAACUGUCUGUUUGGCAGUGCUUUGUGUUUUGUGCUGCUCUGUGUGAAACCCCAAGAAAACCCCCAGUCCAGAGGUGGUGCCCACUUAACUCCUGCCUGCGGCAUCAAGCUGCAGUUUAGCCUGUUCCUUUUGACACCUCUUCCCCGCUUUUAGGAGGCACCUUCUAAAGCUGGGAUAACCUCCCUAAACCUCCUUCCUCAGGCUCUUCACAGAGGGAAGUUUGCCCUCUUCCACCCCACUGCAGCCCUCGAGCUGCUGCAAUAGCCCUGUCUCCUUGUUCAAAACCACGCCGGCCUCUUCCUCUCAGCGAGGCUGAAGAUGCUGUGCAGAACAAAACAAGCAAGAGGCCACAAUAUGGGGAUUUUUCACUUGCCUCAGCCUAAAAACCAGCCUCCUCCAGGCUCUCAGUCUUCCAAGAGCUUCCCACCUUUCUAGCCAAGCGGUUUGUUUGCUAGAAGAAAAAUUGGUAGCUUUGUGCUAGCAAUAACUGAAGUCCCCUUUCACUAGCGCAGGCAUUUUCUCCUUUGAAUCCUCUUUGAAUGCAGAAACUAUUGUGAAAUGAGAGCGGUAAUAUCGGGAAAGGGGAAAGCAGAGUGUUCCUCUGGAUAGGGUUUGAUACAAUUUGAAGCUGCUUGUGGAAGAUUGGCUGGAAGGUAAACUGAUUUGGGCUAAAAAAGCUGGUGCUGGUAAAGUGUGUUAGUGACUCUUCAGCAGGUGGUCCAAAAUAGCUUUUUUAUGGUCUCUGACCUCUAGGAAAGAUAACUGGAUUUUUGAUCUUAGAUUGAAGGAACAAUUUCUGCUGGAAGAGACUUGUGUUCUUUAGAAACCAUCCCAGGCUGGCAUUCACUGUCAAAAACAUUUCAUGGAAGCGGACAGAAAACAAGUGAAAAAUCACACGUCUGAGUCAACCCCCGGCAAGCCUUGCAGGGCGCUGUCGCUGAGGUAGCCAACCAUCCAGAAUUCAGGAUAGAUCCCCGUUGCCAUCCACCCUUCUGGUGGUCCCUGGCCACCAAAAUUCCCCAUGGACACCUGUGGAGGUGUGAUUAGUCAGGAGCUCCUGGUUUGGCAGCAUCCUGGGCUUGAUCCAUGGGCUGUAGAGGUGUCGUGGCCCCGAGGAAAAGCGUUCCACUCCAACAUUCCCGCGUUGUGUCGGAGCUGCAGUGCCGUACCAGGUGGUGGCUGCUGAGGUGGGUAUUGAGUUAGAGGGGUGCGUUUCCAGAGCAGUGCUUGGUCACCAGCUGUUGUCCAGGACGCCGUGGCUUUUUGGUACAGCAGUAAAAAAAACCAACAAACCUUUUCUCUUUGAAUUUCAAGUCAGGGGUCUGUUUUCUGCCAAGCUACCCCCCACCGUUUCAAAUGUAUUUUAUUCUCCUUUUCUUUCCACUGGUCCCGUUCCGCUCCGCUCAACAGCUGCCGCAUUUAAUCCCAGAAGCUGCAGUUGGUAGGGAGCAAAGUGAUCUCCAUAUAACCUCUCUCUUACUCAUAAGCGUGCAUUAUGAAGCUUAACCGAUGGUAAUAAAAUGUUUUGCUUUCAACAUGCUGUCCCUGUGGUCCAAUGUUCCCGUCUUCAGGCUCCAUCGUUACGGCGGGGCGAUGGAUCGGAGCUGUUCAGCUGCUCCCCAGGAACGUGCCUGGGAAUGCUGGAUGUAGGCCUCAUGGAUUCCCAGCCAGGAGAGAUGGAGAAGGUGGAGCAGAGCCCUUUCCGUGGGUGGUGGCAUCCCCGGGUGCGAGCAGCUCUUGGAGGAAGAUCGUGUCUUGGCAGCCGAGGAAAGAGGCGCUGGGGGUCUUGCUUGGCCGAGACCCAAGUGCAGGUUUUCCCGUCUCCGUAAGAUUGUCUGGCAAUGCAAUCUGGUGUGAGAGCCUCUUCGGGGACCGCGGCGCUACGUAGGGGGAGCGGGAACAGAUUGCAGUCCUGCUGCUUGGUCGGGUUUUCUUCAUCCCUUUCACAACCACUCUGCGGGUUCAUGGCUUUAUUUGGCUUCUUGUGUUUCCUGCCUGCUAAAAAAGGGCAUUUUCGUGCCACCCUGCACGAUGGAUGUUUUCGUCCAGGCGGGAAAAAGGAUGUUUCUCAUCCACGUUUAAGUAACCGUACAAAAUGUGGAAAGUCUGCUUUAGGAAUUUCAUUUUUGUUUACACGCCAUUGAUGCUUUUAUUAAAAGCAUCUUUUCACGUAUAAAUAAUUUAGAGGUCAUAUGAUUUUCCUGCUCUAAACCCAAAGCAGGGAUUUCAAAGCAGGGAUCUCCAAGCAUCAUUUCUGUGUCACGGUGGGUUGCAUCAGCCCUAGAGCUGUAUUUUUGUUGAACAGGACGGGGUUUUUCCAUAGCUGAGGUUUACAGCGUUUGGUUUCAAAGAGGAAUUUCCCAGACAGAGCCCCCCAGAAGGUAUCAGAAUACAUGGCUUUGUCAGGCAACGAUUGCAGCUUUUUUCUGGAGAUUGCCAUUUUGUAAAUAAGCUUCUUCUCGAGCAGCACGGCUACAGCUACGAAAGAUGGAUGAUUAUUUCUUCCCAGAAUGGGUCUUCCGCUGCAGGAUCUGGUUUUUAUUGCGAUAAUUAGCAUAGAAUUAAAAAUGGCCCCGCAUCUUCAGCUUGCACGGUAGUGCCUCUGGUACUGAGCAGUCUGGGAUGGUGUUUUCCUUGGAAAUAGGCUGUGUCUGGGAAUCACUUGAUUCACCACUGAAAACCAGUGCACAGAUAUCUGCAGCCUCCAAUGCAGCAAAAGCCUCCACUUCCAAAGAUAAAUUAUUGCCCCUAAUAAACUUUCAAAUCAGUUGUUUUUUGGAGACUGGAAAAGUUGCUGAGGAUAUUUAGGUGAAAAUUUAAUGCGGCGGCCGGAGCGGGGUUUUAAAAAUGCCUUUAAAUCCCGGAGCUCGGGUUAAAGGUGAGGUCACGGGCAAGCAGACAGCUUUUUCUCCUAAAAAACCUGUAAUAGCUUUUCUUUUUAAAAAUUUAACAGGAUUGCCAGCCCAGGUGGAGGGACAACAGUUAUUUAGGAUUGUCACACAUGGACGACAGUGUAUCCGUAGGAGAAGCGAAUGCGGCACGACGCGUAAACUUCCUUGUGAGAGCCGUGCAGGAAAUUACUGUGCAAUUGGACGCGGUGUCCUAGCAUUAGAUUUAUUAUCCACUUCCAAAUCAUCUGCCAAAAAUCCUUUCAAUCGGAAGGCAGGAAAGAACAUGUUAUAAAAAGACCUGGGAAAGGAAUAGUUUUGGCACGGGCAUUUUCAGGCUGGUAAUUGUCCAUGCCUGCAGUGUUUGGGUUUGGUCUCAGCACCGAGGUCAACGCUACUUAAACCAAACGUGAUCCCCGUGCCAGGGUAUGGCACACGGUGAGAUGUGCCAGUCUUGCAGGAUCAGGCUUGAAUACAGCCCUGGAAGAUUCUUCCUUGCCCUGAGUCUCUUGCUCAGCAAUUGCUUUUAAUCCUGCAAGAUUAGGGGAAAGCUGUGCUGUGCAAGCUGGUACUCUUUUCCCCCUUGGGGGACUUGUUCCUUGCUGGGCGGCAGGGUCAUGUCCGCAUCCACGUGCGUGUGUGCAUUCCUCAGACUGGAUAUAUCUGUAGCUAUCAUUCCUGAAGUUUCUUGUCUGGAUGGUGGACUGAGAUGGUCGCAUUUCCCCACCAUGUACCUCAUUGCCCUCCUCACAGCGGGGCACUGCCCAUAUCCCACUGCAGUUCUUUCCAGGCUCCUUUCUUUCCAGCUGGAUGCCUGCAAAGGUGGAUCUACAUCCCUAUCACCUGUAUGCACGACCUCGCUUUUUGCAUGUUAAAUCCACGGCAGUAAUGGAAAUAAGUGACCUGAGUUUGUAGCUCUGUUUUUACUCCUGGGAUAUUAGUGCUGGAAAACCAUCUCCCUAGUGCUUGGUCUCUGAUGAGAAACAUGUCUGCAGCUGUACCUGCAGCAUCCCCAGCAUAUCCUGCCAGCUCCAGGAAGUCAAUACUUUUGACUUGAAAAGAUCUUUCUCCAUAAAAAGGAUCCACACCCACCUUGGGCACACCAGAUGUUGCCUUGUAAAACACUUGGUGGCAAUGCAUGCAGGGCCUGGUGAGCCAGUUUGCUGUUCUGUGACCCUUUUUUGGGGUGCCUGCUGAAACACAGUGAGAACUGAAGGUUCUGCUUUCCCCUUUUCUCAUUUGUCACUUUUCUUUUGGGAGAAAACACCCUAUUAUUGCCAGUGCUGAGCUGCCAAGGGAAGGGGGCAGGAGGGCACUGCUGGAACACGUCCCUGCUUACAAGAGGCACUUCCAGCCCAGGGUGAGGACUGGGACCAGCACAGUCCUUAGCAGGGAGAUUUCCUGCACUCUCUUUCCAGUGGGAUUUCCUGCACCCUGUUCCCAGCAAGCAGAGCCAUUGCUUUUCUAGCACGAGUGUAAAGGUAGGGCUGGGUGAUGGAGCAGUUGCUGGGAAGUGUGUGUUGACUGGGACAAACAGGUGACAGCCUGUCACCUGUUGGGAUGAAUCCUCCUUUCCCAGCCUCUUUCCAGGAGCGUGCUGAUCCAAAGUCCUUCUCUGGAGCUUUUUUCUUCACGAAAAUGAAGCGGGGCCGUCAGCAACGUCAGUGUUUACCAGACCACCUUCGUCGUCUCGUCCUUGCAUUCGUUGUCCUUUGACUGGUAGAGUGGUUAAGAGAAACAAGCCAGCUUAAUGCAUGGUCAGAAAGCUACAAUUAACAAACCACAAAUAAGUAGGUAAAUAGGCUAAGCUGUAAGAUAGCGUGUAAGAGGAGGCAGUCUGCCUCUGUAAAGUGCAUGAUAAGCAUCGGCCAAGCUUGUUGCAGACACUGGGCAAGGCUGCUUUCGCUAGACUUUGAGUAUCCUAGUUGCAAAGGCUCGUCAGUGUUCCUAAAGGCUCUUGGUUUUGGAGUGGGGUCGUCUCUUGUUUUCUGUGCGCUGUGACCACUUGCUUCCCGAACGGGUUCGUAGUGAUGGACUUAAUGGAGCUGUUCUUUAUAGUGACCUAAAAGGUGUCAGUCGUUUGCUCGUGUGUGUUCACAAGCUGAGCCGUGGCGUUGCGCGUCCCUCCGCAGUGGUGUGGUUUGAAGCACUUUUGGUGUGGCAUGUGCAGUUGCAGUGCUGUCUGUUUUUAAUUUCCCCCCCACCCUGGGAUGCCCUCCCCGUGUUCCCCCGUGUUUCGGACACUGAACCAAACCGACGUUGGGACUAGCACUUUAAGUACUAGUAGUCACUUUGCUUCGGACUAAACUGAGCACUGCACUUUUGUACGUACUGUUAGCACUGAGUUUGGAACUCUCUUCUUUUCCCCAUCUAUUUCCCCUCCUUGGCGCAGUGUUAAUGACCUAGGGACCAUCAGAAGAAAAUGUUGAGGUGUGUUGGACCACUGUCUGGUGCCUGAUUUCCAUUACAUAUCCAUUAGCAAUUUGAUAGUAGGGAAUUUACCUAUCCAAGCUUAUUUUACACGACAGAACCAACACCUAAAUCACUGAAGUCCAGGCAGACGUGGUUGUUUAUAAACUUGGAGGUCACCCGGAGCCCCGAGCGUGUGGCUUUUAAAAACACCAAAGACGGGGGAAGGAGAAGUCUCAGAAGGGAUUGGGAUGGUGCAAGAGCAUCUCCUUGCCUCCUGCAACUGAGCGGAGCAGGAGUUGCGGGGCAGACGCUCCCGUGUGUGGUGUGACACCCCGGUGAGUCCAGGGGCCGAGCCCAGUUCAAACCAGUCUGAGAUCCUGGUACCAGUAAAGGCUGCGCUCAAGCCGUUGCAAUAAAAGCCGUCACUGUGCCUGCACUGGGAGUGCUGUUGGGAUUGGUCAUGGGCUCCAACUGCAAAAGGUAUUUUUAAGUGGAAAAGGUUUAGAAGAUGGAGCAUAAUAACCCUGGGGUUUGCUGUUGAAUUUGGAAAGCGUUGUUGGGAGUUGAUCAGCUCUCGUGUUCAGAGGCGGUUCAGAUGUGCUAUUCCUGUUAAAUUCCUGUAGUAUUCCCGUAUGGAAGGCCAGGGAUCAGAGCUCCCUUGCCAGCAAGAAAGCAGCAGGGUAGAGUUAGUAGGAAACAUAGUCAGAAAUCUCUAGGAUUCGAAAUGGGAUGGUGAUCCCUGGGAUGCUGAAUAAUCUGGGUUUUGACGUCCCAAACCACCCACUCCUGACCAAUUUGGUGGGGUUUUGCUUCUUUAAAAGCCCCUGUGGGUUUUCCAUGGCAGCAAAUAAAUCAUGGUGGGUGUGAGAGCUGCGUGUUCCCUUCACGCCGGGGUAUCUGCACUUGGGACUGCUGCUCAUCAUCCUUGACGAGCCCACAGUCAAUCCAAAUCCUUCUCUGGCAAUCCUCCGUGAUGGGAGUUUCUCCCCGGUGACACUUGAUGGAUAAACCCUGCCAGCACAGCAUGAUCAGUGUGAAUGCAGAGAAGGAAAUUAGGUCUUCUCCUUCACUGCUGCUAGCAAGGGGCCGUCAUGGAAAUAACCUUCAGCAGCAAAAAGAAAUGGGUGUGUUGGGUUUCCCUGUUGCAGGAGAUGGAGGAGUUUUCCUGAACAACUCCAGUUUUAGUGGCUGGUUUUCCUUCAAUAGACCUUCAGGGGCUUGGGUAUUCAGUGGGUACCCAAGAUGGUUAAAAACCCCAAAUCUUGAGCAACCCCAAGUGUUAUGCUCUUACAUCCUCUAUCACUGGAUGCAAAACAGAAAUAGAAUCCACGCUUUGGGUUGGUUUCGGGUUUUUUUCUUCCCCCCCAACCCCCCCUGCCCCCUCCAUCAAAUUAUCCCUGCAAAUUUAGCUUUAAAGAAAUAGCACCAGGCAAUGCUGCUGCUCUGUCUGAGCCCCAAAAUUACAGUGGCUGAGGGAACAGCCUCUUCAGAAAGUACCUCGGUGACUCAGAGCCCACAUCCUGCUCACUGUCACCAGGAUAAAGGCAAACCAUUCAGAAAAUUCCUGCGCCCCCCUCCCCUCCCCCAGCAAGCCCACAAGUCUCAUUGAGUCCUUGGAAAUGAACUUGGGAGAAAGGGGGAAGUGGAACAGGUAUUUUUGUCUUGCUUUCCCCGUCAGGUGUAGUUUUUUGUCCCUUGGAGAUGGCAUCUCAUCCUUUGGGAAGGUGGAAUGAAGCGUUUUUUUCUCCUGCCUGUCACACUUGAGGCCUGAAUGCAGAUCCUAGCACAGCACCUUUUGCUCUGGAAGGGCCUUUUAGGUGGAAAAAAAAGGAUUUUUAGUUGUUUGGGUUUUCAGAUAGCUCAUGGGAAGCGCAUUGUAACAGCACACAGGUGGUGUUUUACCAACCUUUUCUGUUCCUCCAAGAGAGACUUUUUAAUUUACUUCAGUAGUUUAGAGUUCGUUUCCUUGAAAGUCUUUUUGGACCCAUGAAAAUGCCCUUGAAAUGAGUCAAGUUUAUCAAAGCAAAAUUGUGCACACACCCAUGCACUGGCCUGCGUGUUCGUGCUUGUCUCCCUGGGUGUGUAUACACAUAGAGAAAUAUAUUAUUUCCCAAAACAUUCCUUUUUUUAAUUUUUUUUUUUUUUUUUUUUUUGGGGUUGGUUUGGUUUUUCUGGAUUUGUUUUCCCCCACCCCCAGGAUAUUAACCAAAAGGUGUUUUAAAGUCAUGGCAUGAAAACUCCUAAAUGUAAAUCUGAGUACCUUGUGAUGCUAAUUAACAGGUUUUUUCCUGAAACUUUAUGUGAUGCUUAAUAUUUUCCUUAGGAAGUUUUGUUUAAUGUUAGAUCAUUGUUCUGGAGGAUGUUGGUCCUACUGGCAUUAAACUAAUGGAAAUAAAAUGCAUGUGUUACAAGUGUAGAAACGGUGAAGAAUUAAGUGUGAGCUUACUGUACGAUACUGAUUCUGUUUUCAAACAAUCUGUUUUGCUGUUCAAUAGUUGACAUAUGGAAAUGCCAAUGUACUGUAAUUUAGCACUUUUCCAACGGACCCUGUUCUCACUACGCCCGAGGGAAGAAGCAGGUUUGGCUCGAGGCCGGCUGAACGCAGCCUCUGAUCCCAUUUCUGCGAGUUUUGGCACCAGAGCCGGCCAGGUGGAUCUUAAACUGGAGGUUUUCGCAUCGGUUCGCUGGCUGGCACAGGGCGGAGCGGGGUGGCUCUUCCAUCCCUGUGGCCAAACCAGGACGAUUGUGCAACUUGGUGUGGUGAAAGGUGUCCCUGCCCACGGCAGGGAGGGUGGAAUUGGAUGAUCUUUGAGGUCCCUUCCGUUCUGGGGUUCUAGGAUUCCCUGAUUUGGACGCAGCCCUCGCUGUGGGUGGAUGGACUGGUGGCACUGCGCUCCACCAGCGCAUCCCCCCGGGAGCCAGGCUGGCACAGGGCUGUCCGAGCUGGGGUGGGAGAGCGGCCGAAAUCCGAGGGCAGAAGGGACAGCCCACCAGCCACCCCUCUCCAGCCCAAACCCUCCUUUCCUAGUGCUAACAGGGUGCAAAGUGUUACUUGUCAUGUACUGUACUGAAAGGGUUAAUUGAUCAGUGGCUGUAUUGUACUGUAUGAAAACUCAUGAAUUGCCUUGUAUUGUUUCUAAUGGACUGUUCCAUGUCUCCCCACGGCCCAUUCCCACCUUUCCCAAAGGACGCGUGUGCUCAGUUAGGUCCUCCAAACUCUCUGGUGCUAACUCCUCCGUAUCCGAUGGUGCUCCUGCGGACGCUAACUGACCACAUGCCCGUCCCCGGCUUGAAGCUCACCACGUCUUUCUUGUCUGUUUGUAUCGAGUCUCCCACACACACACCCCCCCACACACAUGUGAGAAAAAUUAAGGAUAAACUUGAAUUUGUUUCAAAGCCUCAUUGACAAUCUAAUGUUUUCUAUGUCUGCUUUUAUUUUGGGAUGGUUUUUCUAGAAAGCAGCCCGCCAGCACCUUCGCCCCGGGAGGGGAUUUCGUCCUGUUCACUCCUCUGGCAUCCGAGGUGAGCUCCUCCCUCGCUGGCUUUUCAGGUUCAGCCACUGGAGGUUGAGCCAUCAGGAGCCAGUGAGGAAGAGGAGGUGCAGGUGCCUUCAAAGAUGCCCAACCCUAAAAAGCAUCUGGGAUCCUCAUGACUGC
Molecule: messenger RNA, 10425 nt
Organism: Poecile atricapillus (Black-capped chickadee)
Lineage: Eukaryota; Metazoa; Chordata; Aves; Passeriformes; Paridae
Gene: PURG
Product: purine rich element binding protein G
Exons: 3
Coding region: 54-983 (309 amino acids)
Biological process (GO): regulation of transcription by RNA polymerase II
Cellular component (GO): nucleus
Molecular function (GO): DNA-binding transcription factor activity, RNA polymerase II-specific; RNA polymerase II transcription regulatory region sequence-specific DNA binding; purine-rich negative regulatory element binding
Source: RefSeq, a predicted model, not a curated record